UUGGCCCGCGCGGUUCUCGCAGUUUAAAAAGAAGCCCGCCGCGGCGCUCACGAACGGCCCAUGUUUUUACUUUUAUUUGUCUGAUUUUUGGGAAUAAAACGCUCCACGAUGGAGUGGUCUCUGGUGGGGAGGCCGGAGAGGGUGGGGCCAGUGGAGGUGGAGGACAUAAGGAAAGACCUGCUCAGGGACUUCACUGCUCUGCCCACAAAGCAGGAGGUGCAGUCUGAAAACCUGCAGGUGUUUCUCAGAAUUCGACCGUUCACUUCGGCCGAGAGCGACAGCGGAGACACACAGGACUGUGUGGCGAUCGAGGGGUCGGACACUGUGAUCCUCAAAGCUCCAAGAACCAACAAGUCUCUGCCUCAGACGGGCCAAAGGUUCAGCUUCACCCAGGUGUUCAGUCCGGACUCGUCUCAGAGGGCCGUGUUCGAAGGCUCCGUUCGUUCUCGUGUUCGUGACGUUCUGGACGGAGGAAACUGUUUGGUCUUCACAUACGGAGUAACCAACGCCGGAAAGACCUUCACCUUCCUCGGUCCGGACCAUGACCUGGGGCUCCUGCCUCGGUCUCUGGCUGUGAUCUUUAACAGUCUGGAGGGUCGUCUUUACUCUCGCUGUGACCUGAAGCCUCUGAGGUGCAGAGAUUACACCAGACUGACCCCAGACCAGCAGAACCUCGAGAGCGCCACCAAGAGGACGCUCCUGAAGCUGUUCAAAGAGACGGACAAAAGCCUGACCUCGGGGAAGUCCACGUUUCUGGACGGUUCUAACGUGACGGACUCGAGCCUCAGCAGCUCCUCUGAACACGACUCCUUUGUCCUGGACGUGGACGACUCAGUCAAGUUCUCCGUUUGGGUUUCCUUCUGCGAAAUCUACAACGACAACAUCCAUGACCUGCUUGAGCACGUUCCACAUGGACAUCAGAAGAGAACAGUGCUGCGUCUGUCACAGGACGUCAAGGGGAACUCCUUCAUCAAAGACCUGCGCUGGGUUCAGGUGAACAGUUCUGACGAGGCCUACAGAGUCAUGAAGAUCGGCAAGAAGAACCAGAGCAUCUCAGCCACUCGACUCAACCAACUCUCCAGCAGAAGUCACAGUAUCUUCAGUAUCAGACUGAUGAAGAUCGAUGAUGUGGGAGUACCUCGAGUCGUGUCCAUCAGCGAGUUGGCCCUGUGUGACCUGGCUGGCUCGGAGCGAUGUUCUCGGACUCAGAACUGUGGAGAACGUCUGAAGGAGGCGGGAAACAUCAACAGUUCACUGCUCACGCUCAGCAAGUGCAUCAGCGCCAUGAGAAGCAAGUUUCAGCAGCACGUUCCGUUUCGAGAGUCCAAACUCACUCACUUCUUGCAGUUCUUCUUCUGUGGCUCGGGGUCAGGAAAGGUCACGAUGGUCGUGAACAUCAACCAGAGCUCGUCCAGUUUAGACGAGACUCUCAACGUGCUCAAGUUCUCCGCUCUGGCCCAGAAGGUGGUGGUCCUGACCGCGCGGCCCGCUCCCCUGGACGCCGCCCCCCACAGGUCGGCCAUGGAACUGUCCCUGAUCAUCGACGAGGCGGAAACACGACGCUUCAGAGGGAGGAAGAGCUCCAUGGUCUGGGAGCGCAGCCUGGAGGACGUGCUGGAGACGGACGACGGCCACAGCGAUUUGACUGAAGAAGAAGAAGAAGAGGAGGAGGAAGAGCAGAGUGAGAUGGAGGACACAGUCCUGGAGGCAGCAAACACAACAAUGGAGAACACACAGAGUGUGUGCGCUCUGAGGUUGGUGUUGGAGGCUCAGAUCAGAGAAGAAGUCAGCGCAGAGUUUAUGGAACUGUUCAACAAAAUGGAGAAAGACUACAGUGAGCGUUUGGAGAAGGAGCGUGAGAUCCUGGAGGAGCGUGCAGAGAAACGGGUCGAGAUCCUCAAGAACCUCGUGCACCGAACUGUGGACCUGUCAGCUCUGGAGCGACAGGACACAGAGGGAGUUAUGUUGGAGAGCAUCAUCAGCGCUCAGGACCUGGAGAAGAUCAGAGAAGAACAGAACAACACAAAAGAGUUGCAGAUGCUGCGUGUGCAGAGGCAGGAGACUCUGGACCAACUGCAGGCAGCCCGACAGCAGGUUUCUGAACUCGCUGAACUCUGUCGACAAAAAGACGACGUCAUCAACAAACUCACCUGCACCUUAGACCAGACCGUGGAGGACGCCACCAGAGAGCGUUCUGUGGUGGAGUCCGUGCGAGCAGAACUGAUGAAGCUCCAACAGAACUGCUCCUGUCUGAGGAGACAAGGAGACGAGACGAGGGAGCGAGGAGACGAGGAGAGGAAACGGCCGAGAGGCUCCAGUGAAGACGAAACGGCUCCGGCCAAAAAGAGAGUGCUGUUGGAGGAGGAGAUCUGGAGACUUCAUGAAGAGAACGACCAAAAAGAACAUCUCAUCUGUGAACUGAGACAACAGAGAGACCAGGAGGAGACCAGGCUGAACCAGACUAUAACCAGACUACAGGAGGAGGAGACCAGGCUGAACCAGACUAUAACCAGACUACAGGAGGAGGAGACCAGGCUGAACCAGACUGUAACCAGACUACAGGAGGAUCUUCAGCAGAGGAACCAGGAGGAGACCAGACUGAACCAGACUAUAACCAGACUACAAGAGGAUCUUCAGCAGAGGAACCAGGAGGAGACCAGGCUGAACCAGACUAUAACCAGACUUGAGAAGGACCUGGAGCAGAGGCAGGAGGAGCUGGAGUGUGUGAGGAAGCAGCAGGUGGAGCUGGAGACCAAAGUCCAGGAGCAAACAGAGUCGGGUUGUGUGCGCUGUGACUCGGUGUUCGAGUCGUUAGAGUCUGAACAAAGGGAAACGUCUCGACUCGACAAAGAAAACAAAGCUCUGGUCAAAGGAAUGUUCCAGCUGCAGAACCAGGUGACCGACCUGCAGAAGCAGCUGCGCUCUGAGAGUGAUCGCUCUGACAGCCUAUCAGACGAGCUCACCUGCACCAAGACCCGCCUCCACAGCCUCCAGAGCCAAUCAGACGAGAGAGAGCACUCCCUCCUCCAGCUCCGACAACAAAUGGACAAAGACAGACAAGACUCCAAGGAGGAGGUCGUGUUCCAUGAGGCGAUGGAUCGUCUCAAACACGAAAGUGAAUCUGCUCUGAGGAAAUCUGCAGAAAAAACUCAACGAAUCCAAGAACUGCAAGAAAAACUACAACACAGGGAGCGUCUGUGUGCGGAGCUGAGGGAGGAAUCGACCAAUCAGAGGGCUGCGUUUGAGCGUUUGGAGGCGGAGCUAAAGGAGCGCUGUGCUUCACUCGAACAGAGACUGGAGACGACGGAACUAGAACGCGCGGAACGAGAACGCACAGAACAACGGAACAGAGACCUGCUGGAACUGGUGUCUCUGAGGGAGCAGACUGUGGCUGAAGCUCACGCUCAAAUGGAGACUCUGAGGAAAGAGUUGGAGCUUUUGAGAGAGCAGCUCCAGAAUCCAGAGGAGGAGGAGGAGAACCAGCUCCAACACCAAAACCCUGAGGAGACCCACUACCAGGAGAAACAUCAGGAGGAGGAGGAGGUGGUGCAGGAGGAGAGGAAGGUGACCGUGGUGGAGGAGCUGAAAGAGGAGCUCCAAAAACUGCAGCAGAGACGAAACAACAGGACGAGAAAACAGGAGCAGAGCCAAGAACCUGAGAACAUCCAGGAGAAGACGGACAAGAACCAAGUCGAGGAGAGGAGGAUGGAGGCGGUGAAGAGGGAGGUGCAGAGGUUCAGAGAGCUGCAGAACCACCACAACGUCCAGAGAACGUCUCCGGAGAAGAUGAUGGAGCGAAGAAGGACCCCCAGGACCACAGGGAGGAAGAGGAAAAGCUGUGAGGUCCAGGGUUUGGUCUCCAGUGAGAACAAGAGGAACCGAGGCAGAGCCCAACUGAGCAAACAGACGUCCUCUUCUUCUCUGAGGGAUCGUCCUCUGAACAAACUGGGAGAUCUGCUCCACAAGUCUCCAGCGAUUAUCAGCUCCACAGCCAAAGGUCUCCUGGAGCUGGUGGUCGACGGCAGAAGCUCCGGCUCCAAACUCAAACGAGGACGAAGAAAACUGUACAAAACUCACUCCAACUCGCCCAUGAGCGACUCUCCAGACACGGCUCGUGGAGUACUGUUGGAGGAGAAGGAGAGCGACCAUUUCAUGAUCAAACGACAGCUCCGCUCCAGGAGGAAGUGACGUCAUCGGGGAGGAAGUGACGUCAGCGUGUGGGGGGUGGGGUCAUGUGACUUUUAAAAAACAGAUUUGUGUAAAAAUCGUCUGAAAAAGUUUAAACGUGAUUUUAAAGUGAUUUUGUUUUUGUACUUUCACAUCGAGGCCGCGACAAUAAAAAACACAAAACACAGAAA
Messenger RNA from Boleophthalmus pectinirostris (great blue-spotted mudskipper), 4358 nucleotides. RefSeq names its product kinesin-like protein KIF20A. The transcript is spliced from 33 exons. NCBI's taxonomy places the organism in Eukaryota, Metazoa, Chordata, Actinopteri, Gobiiformes, Gobiidae. The record is from RefSeq and is a predicted model, not a curated record. Gene Ontology annotation, cellular component: kinesin complex; spindle microtubule; nucleus. Gene Ontology annotation, biological process: microtubule-based movement; mitotic spindle assembly. Bases 109 to 4188 code for a protein of 1359 amino acids. Gene Ontology annotation, molecular function: microtubule binding; plus-end-directed microtubule motor activity; ATP hydrolysis activity.